Molecule: messenger RNA, 2378 nt
Organism: Arvicanthis niloticus (Nile rat)
Lineage: Eukaryota; Metazoa; Chordata; Mammalia; Rodentia; Muridae
Gene: Ciroz
Product: ciliated left-right organizer protein containing ZP-N domains
Source: RefSeq, a predicted model, not a curated record
AUGUGGGGGUCUGUGGCAGUUGUCUGGGCCAUCUGUCUGGCUUGCAUUCAGCCUGCUGUGUUCCCAUGGAUCCUCCCCUUCAGGUCGAACAAGGACAGGCCUCGCCCAGCUCUUGGAGCUCUGACAGAGAAGGUCGAGUGCUUCUCAGACUACAUGACCCUGCAGAUCCCGAGGAGCCGCGUGCAGGGUUUGAGGCAGUGGCUGGCCGGAGUCCUGCGCCUGCCGGGCACCAAGAGGGCCCCCAACGACCUGGAUGCUCUUCUUACCAAAUGUGGUUACCUCUUGCAUCCUGCUCGUGAGGGAGGCUUCAUCUUCAGAGCGCUGUACUCCGGUUGCUUUGUACAGAAAGAGAAAGCAAAUUACAGGUUGGAAAUCAGAAUGUUUCAAAAAGGGGCAAAAAAGUCGGAGCAGAGCGAUUGCUACAUAAUGAAGUGUCCCGUGAUGGAGGCGAGGCUGGGUGAACAGAGCGUCCGCUGCCAUCCCUCAUUCAUUCAGGUCUCAAGGCCCUGGCCUCCGAGGAGUGAUGGUGGACAGACACCGUGGCUGCUGUCCCUUCGAGGGGAGCUGGUGGCUUCUCUGGAGGAUGCCAGCUUGAUGGGGUUAGAGGCAGAUAUUGGCACCACCACGGUCACCAUCCAAAGCCCAAGACAAGAACUUCUUCAGAGGCAGGAGGUGUGGAACACCUCCCUGGAGCUCCUGCCACUCUGGCUGGUGAGCGGUUCCUACGCCUACUCCUUCGAGGCUGCGUGCCCGCUGGUGUCUUCCCAGCCAGGGUCAGAGAUCACAGUUCACAUCCCCAAGCAGAGACUGGGUCUGGUCAAAAGAGGAUCCCUCGUGGAAGAGUCUCUGAGUCCCAGGUUCCUUCAGGUACAGCAGUCUGACACCUUCACAGUGGCUGAGGACAGGGACUUUGUGGUUGUCAGCAUACCAGCAAAGCCGCUGCUUCAGGACCAGCCAUGCCAAGCGGCCAGAGAAUCCCCAGGGACACAAGCAUUCUACAGGGUGGACCUGAGCCUGGACUUUGCAGAGAUGGACUCCCCAGUGCACUGGACAGUGGAGAACUUUUUCCAGUGUGUGGGAUCAAGAGAAGAGUCGCUUGUCUCAACAGUCACACCAAGGACUACUCUUCCCACCCUGUCUCCUGGAUGGGAGACUACACUGGCAGAAACGCCAUCCGCUGCCUCUUCCCGGCUCCAGACCCCACAGAUGGCUGCCCUGGAGGAGCCCCUUCGGCACUUUGUGCACCAGCCUGCUAAGGAGUCCACCGAGCAGGAACUGGCAGUGGCAUUUAUGGAAAUAACCAGCCCUGCAAGAGGAAGCUGGGAGUCUUCCCCCUCCUCCACUGCAAUGCAGGAGCACCAAGCUCCUCAGAUUCCUCCAGAGAAAGCAGACCUAAGUCCACAUGCCCAGACUCCCGCUACGCUCUUCUCAGAUCACACUGAAGUUUUCCAGGCUGACCCUGGCCCUUCACAUUCGGUUUUCCUGGCUCCCAGUUCCCUAAGUACACAUUUGUCUUCAGAAAUCCCCUCUUCUCCAUGGCCUUCCUGGCCAUCUGAUGGGGCCCAAACGCUCCUGAGUUCUGAACCAUCUGUUACACCAACUGACCUUCCAAGAGCUACGGGAGCUGAGCAGGACACUGUUCAGCCAUCAGGAAGUCCCUUCACACCAGGAGAUUUGUCAAACGAGACAGUGAGUUCAACAGAGUCCAUGGAGCCCUUCCUGAGGGAGCCUGCUCACAUCAGUGAGGAGUUUCCGCCAUUGACAAGACCCUUCAUGAGCAGCCUGGCUGAAGAGGGGUUGAUUUUCCACCAUCACCCCAAGAAACCUCAGGAGAGACUCAUAAUCAAGGCUAAGAAACCUCUGCAGAAUGACCAUGAUCCCUCUGGAGAGGAGACCAGAGGGUACCUGGACCUGUCAACCUCAGAACCAAGCCAGGAAAUGACAGGGCUGGGGACAGAUGCCACAUUCACCACCUCAAGAAGGAGGCAGCCAGAUGCCAGGGCGUAUCUGGGGCCCUCAAGUCCAGAGCUCACUGGGAGGCACAGGGUGGGCCCAGCAGCGCUCCAGACAAUACUUCCCAAGGGCCUUCUGGCUUCUACUCCUGAGAAGCCUGCAGCCCCUUCUGAAGGAGGUGUAGAUAGAACUCUACAGCGAGAGUCAGCACCUUUGUGGCCUGCGGGCUGGCAUGAUCUAGGGGCUGCACACACAGCCAGUCCCCUGCCUUCACAUACCCAAAGCCUUCUGGCUCCUACAGAAGCCAUAUUUCCCCCCUCUGGUGAACCUGGAAACACCCUCCCUGGUGGUCAGGAGUCAAUGGAGUCCAGGUUGGCCCCCUCCACUGAUAACCAUCAGCCUCCAGAGCUUUAAUACGCGUGGAG